AAAUGGAAUUCUUCGCAGUUCUCGUAACUCUUUUGGUGUUAUAACGGUUGGUUCCCUUCAUAAUUUGUUAUGUCGGGAUUAUUUCGAACCUGUAGAAUGGAUGAGGAGCGAGUUAAAUAUGCAUACAUAUAUAUUUUACGAGUUAAUGAAAUUAGGAAAGGAUGCUUGUUAGAAAUUUUGUAUUGAGAAUGGUUUGAUAUCGAACCGGCAGAAUGGAUGGAAGAUUCCGAAAGUGUGAAAAAACUAAGUGAAUGAAUCGAUUCCGAAGUGUUUCUGUGACAAGGAGAGCGGCUACGAAGUCAUCGCAUCUUUCCUCAUGAAUGAGGCAACGAUAAGAGUGUGAUUCACAAAUCUAAGCUGCAGAAUAUGACUUAUGUAAUUUGGAAUCCAGAACCAUGGAAGAUAGAAGGGGAAAAUGAAAACAGUUCCACUCUAGAUGUGCCCAAAAUUUGAGAUUUGCGAUUUCUUUCCCUCGAUUUUUUUUUUCUCUUGAUAUAUUAGUGAAUAUUUUUAUUUGUGUUUGCAACAGACAAAUUUUGUUCCUAUAAGUCAACUUGUAGAGUAUACUCUCAGCAAUGAAACUUAAACCUUAUUUUUCCAUUCAAACACGAAAGAAACCUUUUUUAUAUACUAUUUGCAUUCAUGUGUUAGUUCAUGUUAUGUAAAAUUUUGUUUACAAAUUGAAUCUGAAGGAAAGUUGGUUGCUUUUGGUUUAUCAACUAGUUUUUUGAAAGCAAAUUCUUUGUCACUUUCUUAUUGCUUAUGCGAUGGAAAAGCCACGUCCUUCUGAUCUAUGCAGUCAAGCUGUUUCUCAGGUGGAAAUUUCAAAAGAGGACUUACGUGCUCCUUUACAAAAGAAAUCAUAUUCAUGCGAUGUUUGUGGUAAAAUGUUUUCUAAAUGGUGUGACUUAAUAAUCCAUAUACGGACGCAUACGAAAGAGAAACCAUACACAUGUAAUGUCUGUCAUAAAGCAUUUUCUAUUAAAUCUUCUUUAAAUAGGCAUAUUCGGACACAUACAAAAGAAAACCCGUACUCAUGUGAUGUGUGUCAUAAAGAAUUUACUUACAGUUCGAGUUUAAAGGCUCAUUUACGAAUACAUACGGGAGAGAAACCGUACUUAUGUGACGUGUGUUAUAAAACAUUUUCUGGCAAAUCGUCUUUAAUUCGACAUAUUCGGACACAUACGAAAGAGAAGCCAUACUCAUGUGAUGUGUGUUAUAAAAAUUUUUCUUUAAAUGCGCAUUUAAAGGCACAUUUAAGGACGCAUACCAAAGAGAAACCGUACUCCUGUGAUGUGUGUUAUAAAAAAUUUUCUUUAAAUGCGCAUUUAAAGGCACAUUUAAGGACACAUACCAAAGAGAAACCGUACUUAUGCGUUGUGUGUCAUAAAGGAUUUUCUCAGAGUUCGAAUUUAAAGACUCAUUUACGAACACAUACGAAUGAGAAAUUAUACACAUGUGAUGUGUGUCACAAAGAAUUUUCUCAGAAUUGGAAUUUAAAGAUUCAUUUACGAACGCAUACGGAAGAGAAACCAUACUCAUGUGAUAUAUGCCAUAAGACAUUAGCUAAUAAUUUGAAUAGGCAUAUUUUGACACAUACGAAAGACAAGCUGUUUGCUUGUAAGUUUUGUAAUAAAACAUUUUCUGACAAGUGUCAUUUAAGAACACAUUUACAGGUGCACACGAAAGAAAAACCAUUUGCAUGUGUGAUUUGUAGUAAACCAUUUAUUACCAAUUCGCAAUUGAAGAGGCAUUUGCGAACUUACACGAACGAGGAACCUUACUCAUCUGAUGUAUGCCAUAAGGCAUUUAUUAACACUGCAAAUUUGAAUGUUCAUAUUCGUACACAUACGAAUGAAAAACCGUUUUCAUGUAACCUGUGUAACAAAGGUUUUUCUAAGAAUUCACAUUUAAAGGUACAUUUCCGGGUGCACACGAAAGAAAAACCAUUUGCAUGUGUGAUUUGUAAUAAAGCAUUUAUUACCAAUUCGAAUUUAAAGGCGCAUUCGCUGACGCAUACGAAAGAAAAACCGUACGAAUGUGAUGUUUGUAACAUGACAUUUAUUAACAACUCGCAAUUAAAAUCGCAUCUAUGGACGCAUUCGAAAGUGAAACCUUACUCAUGUAAUGUAUGCCAUAAAACAUUUGCUAAUAAUUCGAAUUUGAAUGUGCAUAUGCGGACACAUACGAACGAAAAACCGUUUUCAUGUAACCUGUGCAACAAAACUUUUUCUGCGAAUUCACAUUUAAAGGUACAUCUCCGACGUCACACGAAAGAAAAACCAUUUGCAUGUGUGAUUUGUAGUAAAGCAUUUGUUACCAAUUCGAAUUUAAAGGCGCAUUCGCGAACGCACACGGAAGAUAAACCAUAAGCACGUCAUUUGCUGACUGAUAUGAAAUAAUUUUCCUGUAACUUGUGUAAUAAAGGAUUUUUUUUAUGUCUGCCGAUUAAAGAGUCAUUUGCGAGCUCUCAUGAAAGAUAAACUGUUCAAAUAAAACAUUUUUAGUAAGAAAUUUUCUUGUUUAUGUUUUAAACAGACAUUUGUGAAAUGUCAGAGC
Argiope bruennichi is the source of this 2559-nucleotide messenger RNA. Its product is annotated as zinc finger protein 26-like. Gene Ontology annotation, biological process: regulation of transcription by RNA polymerase II. The record is from RefSeq and is a predicted model, not a curated record. The coding region runs from base 768 to 2372 and encodes 534 amino acids. The transcript is spliced from 2 exons. NCBI's taxonomy places the organism in Eukaryota, Metazoa, Arthropoda, Arachnida, Araneae, Araneidae. Gene Ontology annotation, molecular function: DNA-binding transcription factor activity, RNA polymerase II-specific; RNA polymerase II cis-regulatory region sequence-specific DNA binding.